AAUAAAAGACACCUUCAACAUGGAACGUCAUAAGGCUGACUGUUGCAAAUGCCAUAAGCAGGUUCAGCCAGCUCAGCAAACAAUCAGCGACAUGGAUUUUGAUCGUGGAAUAUGGAAGGCUGCUAUUUAUAAUGAAGUGGAACGCGUGAAACAAUUUAUAGCGAAAGGCAAAACAAUGGACCGUGAUGACUGCGGUUAUACGGCUUUACACUAUGCGGCUCGGAAUGGUAACGAACAAAUCUGUAAAAUGCUAAUCGAGGAUGGUAAGGCUGAUGUCAAUGCGCGAACCAAAGGCGGUGUGGCUCCUUUGCAUCGAGCUGCUAUGAUGGGUCACGUUACCAUCGCCAAACUAUUAGUGGAUUCGAAGGCUGCAAUUGACCUGCAAGAUGACGACGGUGAAACUGCUUUACAUCGGGCCGCUGCGUCGGGUCAUUUGGAAAUCUGCAAAUUAUUGCUUGAAUUGCAACCGCAACUUAAAGAUAUCGCAGAUAAUAAAGACAAGAUACCUUUUGAGUAUUUGGCAAAAAACGCAAAUGAUGACUUCAAAAUAUUAUUGAAACCUUGAAAGGAGGAGUAAAAAAAAGGAGAAGAUUAUUGUUCUUUAAAAAAAAGGCAUUACCAAAAUGAUUAAUUGUCAUCUUUUACAACAAAUAUAACAAUAAUAUCUUUACCUAUACAUGAAUAUACAUAUAUAUAUACAUAUAUAUAAUAUAUACAUAUAUAAAAUAUUAAAUUAUAUAUCCAGAUAUAAUCGCUAAAUUCCUAUGAGUAAGUUGAAUAAUUAUUAAAAGAGUGUUUAGUGUUUGGUUAAAACCUUUUUCUUUUCGAGUUUUGUUAUUGUUGUUAUUAUUAUUGUUGUUAGCAUUAUUUUUAUAAUAUAUAUUUUUUUUUUU
Molecule: messenger RNA, 893 nt
Organism: Glossina fuscipes
Lineage: Eukaryota; Metazoa; Arthropoda; Insecta; Diptera; Glossinidae
Product: ankyrin repeat domain-containing protein 39
Exons: 3
Coding region: 20-565 (181 amino acids)
Molecular function (GO): protein binding
Source: RefSeq, a predicted model, not a curated record